Lineus longissimus is the source of this 579-nucleotide messenger RNA. RefSeq lists its product as uncharacterized. The record is from RefSeq and is a predicted model, not a curated record. Gene Ontology annotation, molecular function: oxidoreductase activity. Lineage: Eukaryota; Metazoa; Nemertea; Pilidiophora; Heteronemertea; Lineidae. Bases 1 to 579 code for a protein of 192 amino acids. The transcript is spliced from 3 exons.
AUGAUUGAUGAUUCAUCAAUAUCCGUCUCCUUCGGUCCAUCCUCCUUAGGAGGAUGGACCGAAGACUUAGCUUCCUUUGCCAAAGAUUUCCGGCCAAUUUUGGAUGAAGAACUACGCCAACAUGGCGCAGUCGUCAUCCAGGGUCUUCCUCUCGAGGCGGCUAAGGAUUUCUCCGAGUUUUACGACGCGAUGGAGUAUCAUCCCAUUCCGUACACUGGUGGUACUGGCGAGAGAGAGAAACUACUAAAGAAUGUCUUCACCACCAGCAGCGACCCUGAGGAAUACACCCUCGAGCAGCAUAAUGAAAUGUCCUAUCUACCAUUCUGGCCACACCUGUUAUUUAUCUACUGUGAGGUUGAAACUGAGAAGGGAUGGGGAGGCGAGAACGGCCUAAGGGACGUCAGGGUACUCUACGACAGCAUUGACCCAGACAUCACGGAGAAAUUCAAUCGUCUUGGGGUUCGUUACUGGCGAUAUCUGCCACUGCCAUCCCAUCCGAAAUAUAAGGCGUACACUGCUUGGCAUAAGGUGAAAUGUUAUGGUUCGGUCAGAUCUGCUGUUGCAACUAUACAUUCCUAA